GUUUGUAUCCGGUUUCUCACUUGGAAAGUCAUGAGCUCGGGAAUCUUAGCCACAUUCCUCCGCGCGCGGGGCCUGCCGCUCCUCGGCCUUGCAGCUGCCGCCAUCUACUACUAUGACAAGUCAAGUGAUGUGAUUGCGUUCAUGCAGGUGUACGGGUGGUUUGUUGUCUUGGGCAUUGUGGGACUGCUCUACUUGGACCAUCAGUUGGCUAUCCAACUUACACAUUGGGACCGUCAGCAGUCCCUCGACGCUGCCAACGACCCGAAUCGGGUGCAGAUCCUCGAGGUGGAAGCGCGUCGAGCCAGGGAGCGCCAACAGGCGAUCAUGGAAGAACAAAUCAAAGCAAAGCAGGCGGAAGCAGCACUCAAGAAGAAAGCAAACAAGCCGUCGAAACCUUCCACCACCACUAGUCGCGACUCGAACCCACUCCAAGGCCAAGGGGGGUCUGCGCGGUACAAACCAUCGGGGUUCCAGCGCCCACGUGGUGGAUGACGUUAGCUCGCUCACGUUAUCGCCGUGGAAAAGCAAUAUGGACGUCGGAAUGACGUGGCAGCACCAAAAGACUCGACGUCGCAUGCUGCCACCGACGCACGUCCUGCCCUUUCGUUUCCAUGCGAUAUAUAUAUAUAUAUAUAUAU
Molecule: messenger RNA, 638 nt
Organism: Aphanomyces astaci
Lineage: Eukaryota; Oomycota; Saprolegniomycetes; Saprolegniales; Verrucalvaceae
Exons: 4
Coding region: 31-492 (153 amino acids)
Source: RefSeq, a predicted model, not a curated record